Messenger RNA from Orbicella faveolata, 3028 nucleotides. RefSeq lists its product as uncharacterized. NCBI's taxonomy places the organism in Eukaryota, Metazoa, Cnidaria, Anthozoa, Scleractinia, Merulinidae. Gene Ontology annotation, cellular component: cytoplasm; nucleus. Gene Ontology annotation, biological process: protein dephosphorylation. The record is from RefSeq and is a predicted model, not a curated record. Gene Ontology annotation, molecular function: non-membrane spanning protein tyrosine phosphatase activity.
UCACAGUGCCUCUAUCCACCUAGGUGUACAAAUGGGUACCGGUGAACUUAAUGCUGGGGUUAACCCUGCAGUGGACUAACAUUCCAUCCACGGGGUAAUAGAAAUACUCCUAGUCGGUUAAUAUUACAGAAACCGGGAUAAGCUCCAGCGUAAUGGACCACAUGGCUCUUAUGCAGAUUUUGCCAUACUGUCUUGUAUUUUCACUGGUUGCUUGUUGUUCAACUUGAAUAUUUGGACGUAUUUGUCAACUUGUUGGACGCGAGGUGGAUCUCUUUUGUGCGAUGCUGUCAGUAUGAAACUUUCAGUUUGACUGCAAUUCAAAUAAAUGUAUUGAAUGGGGAAAGAAUCGAGUGUGCAGAGGCAAAUGCCUGCUACCUCAAGCCAAGUAAUUAAUUAAAUUUAGAUGAAGUCUUCUCUUGAACCUGAUGGCCCAUCAGGCUGGCACUUACACGUAUCUCCUGUUUCUAUAGCAUCAAACGCGAAGAGUUUUUCCUCCUCCCUCCUCGGGCUAUUCUUCGUCGACGUUGAUUUCUUCCUUCGAUCGUGGCCGCUGUUGAAACCGUCUAACAUUCGUCUGCCCAUCGUUCGUACAUCAAGCGAAAGACAACAAACUGCAAUGACUAUGAGCACUCCUUCAACGGGACGCAUGCUUGUUUCGGUUUAGAUCGCGAUCGAUAUCAUGUCUUUCGAAAGCACGUGGGUAAACAACGUGGUGUCUAGUAUCUGGUUCCUGAAAAUUAUCUCCCACUAGUGCGACCCUCCGUUUUCUGUCUAAAAGUUAUCAUUUCCGGUUGCGGUAUCUAAUUUUUGUGGUUUUUUAGCCGGCAAAGAUGAAAACUUUUCCUAAGUGCGACCCAUACCUUAUCCCUAGCAUUAAAUCGUCAAUGUCCAUUUAUACACACCGGGGUGGAGAGAGGCACUGUGAGAGUAUAGUAUCUUGCAGAAGAAGUGAGAACACAACACAAUGUCGUGGGCCAAAGACAGAACCCAGGCCACUCAAUCUAGAGUUCGGCCCACUUACCAUUAGGUAACCACACCUCAAAUAAUGAUAUACCUUAACUUGUUAAUAAUCAUGAUCAAUGUUAAAAACAGGUCUGUUAAUUGAUUUCGGAGAUGAUGUACCUCCAGUGCCAUCCAAAAGGCACUCACUAGGGUCCGUAGCUAAAGAAGGUCCCAAGUCCAGAUAUGACAAUAUUGAAGUGCCAGUCCAGUCUGCAUCCAAAUCUGGAGUUACCGCUCCGAGAUCAACCAGUUCUCCUAAUGUGCUCGACGAUUCGAGGUUGUUAGGUUUAAAGCCAACGGUAAACAAUUCACCUGCAGCCGGCGUUCAGCUCGCGAAUGCCAAGGGAAAUGUAAACAGCAGAGCUUUUCAUACAGUCCCCAACAGGAUACGGGCAGACCCUGGUCCCAAGAGGUGCCCAUUGUUAGCAGAGCAGUUCCAAGACCCGGGUGCGAGUGGUGGAAGUGGUGGUGGUGCUAGCGGCGGCAGUGAUUUGGGACUGAUCCAAUCGUCCCAAGGUCAGUAUUUUCUGGUUGGUGCUACUAGUCCUCCGUCACCUACCACGACGGUGGUGACUCCACAAUUUGUGCCACAAUCUUUCCAGGGCUCACAGCCGCAAAAGCCCAAACAUUCAAAGCCCGUGGAGGGUCGUACUUCACCACAGCCUAAAAAGCUAGGGGAUCAGCGGACACCAGUUGGCGCCUACAGCUUGGUGGGAAUACCAGAAGUAGCGGGACAAUCGCCUGUUCUCCAUACGCAGAGUCCUGUAGCCACACCUACCUCAGUUAAAAGUGUUUUACCCAAAGAAAAUGCUGGCAUACCUGUGGAAAUGAAGAGUAAUCCAAAUGUUGGUAUCGAUGUGCAAGUCACAAGUGUUCCAUAUAUUGGCCAUCCUGUGCCAGUCAAAAGUAAUCCAGAGACUAGUGUCCCUGUCGAAGUCAAAUGUCAUUCAGAUAUUGGUUACCCUGUGGAGGUCAAAGGAAACCCGAUUGUUGAAGCUUCGUAUGAGAUAGUUGGACAGAGGCAACUACCAGCAAAGGGUGUGUUACCUCCAUCAGUGCCUCCGUACAAACCUCGCAAUGCAGGCCUCGCUUGUUUAGACUCUGAAAAAGGCGCGAAAGAAGAAAAACAGAAGACGGCGGCUGAGAAUAGAUUCACCUCAGAUGUCUCACACAGAGGACCAGCGGAUGGAGCACCGCUGGAGGAUAGUGACGUGGCAGCUGGACCAGACCUUUACGCCACAGUUGUUCCGCGAAACACCCGAGACAAGGCAGAUUCUAAGGAAAGAAACAGUCCUAACCUGUCCAGUGGAUCAUUAAACCUACGUCCUCAAACAUCAUCUGGAAGUUUACAGGUCAGCUGUUUAUUUUGCUGUCACAGUUAAUUAGACAAAAAAAAAGUUCAAAGUCAGUGUUCCAGACAAGUGAGGGGUCUCAGGUCAAAAACCCGACAAGGUCGGCUGCAUGAUCCGACUUUGUUUCAGUGGUAUGCCUGUAAACUAGCUAAGCUUAGUGCUUGUUUCGCUAAGUACAUGACCGCUAUAAAUAAGAUUUACAUUUUUUUCACAUUUUACAUUUACUAUUUAAUAAAAAAAUUACGAUGGUUUGGUGGGAGCAGUGGGAAUUGACCUGUUGGAAUACCUUAUUGACACACCUUGAAAACUUAUCUAGAACCCUGUGAGUGCAAAUGGCUUUUAUUUCUUAGAUAUAGUACCAAAUUACUGCUCACAGCCGACGCUCUUUACUUAAACAAUCCCAGAAAUCGUAGUGCCAAACGAUAGUGCCAGGUCUCCUCGUUAUUCUUGAGUGAUGAAUUCAGCGAGUCAUUAGACGAGGAGUUGUCAAAGUGUUCAAAGCGAUUGGCGCAAAGGCUGAUUAUAAGUUUCUGAAUUUUUAUGCCGAAGUUGAUUCGGUAUGUAUCUACCGGUUUAGAUACAGCAAGCCAUGUUACAGGCAUUAAAUGUAUUUAGCACUGUUGUGCUAAUUGGGGACACUGUAAACAAAUAACCAAACAUUGUAAUAGAACAUA